Messenger RNA from Papilio polytes (common Mormon), 1983 nucleotides. RefSeq lists its product as uncharacterized. Gene Ontology annotation, biological process: receptor guanylyl cyclase signaling pathway; intracellular signal transduction; cGMP biosynthetic process. Bases 109 to 1983 code for a protein of 624 amino acids. The transcript has 16 exons. Lineage: Eukaryota; Metazoa; Arthropoda; Insecta; Lepidoptera; Papilionidae. The record is from RefSeq and is a predicted model, not a curated record. Gene Ontology annotation, molecular function: peptide receptor activity; guanylate cyclase activity.
UCGAGGAGGGUGGACGUGGCGCCUGAACGCCUCGCGAACUUAGUGCAUAACGUACAUUUGUUUACAAACUAUAAUUUUCUGCAUCUAGGUCGAAAAACAACGCGUCCAAUGGCGUCACCCACGGACUCUAAGCUGGAAGGUAAAGCGCCCAGCUUGGGUGUGAAAUUGCGCCGCUGGUGCCGCAGCCGGCGCUGUCAGCUUUGGCGCCUCCUGCUGCUUCCUUUCAUCCCCAUCCUAGCCCUCAUUGUGCAGACCACGCUCUCAUUGAAGAAUAGUCUAACUAACGGUAGAGAAGUCGCCGAUGUUGAAGAACAGGUCAGCCGCGCGACAGAACUCGGAAAAUUGGUGACCAGACUACAGCAGGAAAGAUCAGAAGUCGCUUUCUUUAUUUUCACCAACGGCAGUACAUUGCGGUCUAAUCUAACGCAGAGGUUUGCAGCAACGGACAGCGCGGUGCAGCAGAUGGGUACGUUACCUCCUCUCGUCUUCAAGAACCGCUCCAAACCUGUAGAUGGCAGUUUCUUCCUCGCUCAAUUAGCUGACUUAAGACAUAAUAUCAACCCCGGCAAGUCGAUGACGGUGGCAGUGGAGUGGUAUACGAACGCGAACGCGGCGCUACUCAACCAUCUUACUAAAGAGAUCAAAGACACCGACAGCAGUACUAUAUGGAGGUAUUUAGUAGGCUUCAAAAACUUACUUCGAAGUAUAGAGUGUAAAGGGAUUGCUUCUGUUCUCGGUAUAAAUUACUUCGCAAGAGGAUAUUUGCAGCCACGAUCACAUGAAAGGUAUAUAUCACAUAUGGUAUUAGGUCGUGAUCUUCUUGACAACACAUUAAACCUGGUGCCAUCUCUGAUACCUCUGCACAAAGACAUCAAAGAAGAUAGUCCUGAAUACCAAGUCCUGGAGAAAAAGAAUCAGCAAAUAGUGGACAAUAAGUACCAGGAGGGCAGCGUGAGCGAUGCUAUAGAGUAUUUCGAUCAGACAGCCACUCUACUGGAUAAGCUGCGAGCUGUGCAGAAACAAUUGCGUCAAUAUAUCAGGGAAGGUGUGAACGAAAGUCUAACAGAAGCAAGGAGAAGUGAAGCAGUAUGUGCUGGUAUACUAGUUCUUGUCUGUGUCGUUUCUCCGAUUAUCAUUGCUCUAGUUAGGAAUGCAGUCAACACUAUACAGGUGUAUGCCAGAAAUCUAUCGGAAAAAGCCCGAGAGCUUGAAUACGAGAAAGAGUUAAGCGAUUCAUUGUUAUAUCAAAUGCUGCCGCCAAGUGUUGCUAAACAACUAAAGCAGACUCAGCAGGUACCAGCAGAAUUCUUCGCAUCUGUGACAGUCUACUUCAGUGACAUCGUUGGCUUCACCGCAAUAGCAGCUGUCUCCACUCCAUAUCAGGUGAUCAGUUUUCUCAACUCCGUGUACAAGCUGUUUGAUGAACGCAUCGAAUGUUACGAUGUAUAUAAAAUUGAAACUAUCGGUGACUCCUACAUGGUUGCUUCAGGAUUGCCCGUCAGAAAUGGAAACAAACAUGCAACAGAGAUAGCGAGUAUGGCUUUAGAAUUGUUAGAGGCGACAUCUAGCUGUCGCUUGCCGCACCGCCCCGAUCAGACUCUUUGUAUGAGAAGUGGUAUUCACACGGGGCCUUGCGUCGCUGGUAUUGUAGGCAGUAAGAUGCCGAGAUAUUGUUUAUUUGGAGAUACAAUUAACACAGCCAGUAGGAUGGAAAGCACAGGAGAACCCAUGAAAAUUCAAAUCUCCGAAGACGUGAAAAGAGCGUUGGAUAAAUCUGGUAGAUUUAUUACCGCACCUAGAGGACUUGUUGAUGUUAAGGGUAAAGGAGAAAUGAUGACGUAUUGGUUAGAAGGUAGAACCGAUCCUUCGCCAGUGAGACCCACCACAUCCCUGGACUGCACGCCCAGCUUCCUCGCCAGGAUACACUCCAAAGGAAGAACAUCACCGAGAUAUCAACCAAAAUCAAAACGAGAACAACAUUAA